Messenger RNA from Osmerus eperlanus (European smelt), 2271 nucleotides. It is a transcript of the gene wipi1, whose product is annotated as WD repeat domain, phosphoinositide interacting 1. The record is from RefSeq and is a predicted model, not a curated record. Gene Ontology annotation, molecular function: protein binding; phosphatidylinositol-3-phosphate binding; phosphatidylinositol-3,5-bisphosphate binding. The transcript has 13 exons. Gene Ontology annotation, cellular component: phagophore assembly site membrane; extrinsic component of membrane; cytosol. Gene Ontology annotation, biological process: autophagy of mitochondrion; protein localization to phagophore assembly site; protein lipidation. NCBI's taxonomy places the organism in Eukaryota, Metazoa, Chordata, Actinopteri, Osmeriformes, Osmeridae. The coding region runs from base 274 to 1644 and encodes 456 amino acids.
CUGUUCUUGUUUUGCUUCAUUUUUUCUCAUCUGUAGCGCCUGGAAGCCCCAACCUCUAACGUAACAAUUUAUGAAGCUAGUAUUUUGAUUCUAAAAGUAGCGGGAAUACGGUAAAAACUCAUAGUCUGUGAUUACACUAUUUAAUUGUCAAGAGGUUGUACAGGAUUCAUCCCUGCUGGAUCCUUCGUCCGCCGCCAUCGUGCGAAGAGGCGCAGCCGAUCCCAGGCCUCCAAUCCAGGGCGGAGGGAGGGAAGGAGGUCGCUGGGAAUCGGGAUGGAGACCGGAGAGGGAGCUGACGGUCCAGGCGGGCCGGGCGGACACGAGCCAGGGCUUGGGCUUGGCUGCGCCUCUUUCAACCAAGACUCCACGUCAUUGGCUGUGGGAACCAAGACUGGAUACAAGCUCUUCUCUGUGACCUCUGUGGACAAGCUGGACUGCAUCCAUGAGAGCGAAACCCCAGACGUGUACAUCGUGGAGCGCCUGUUCUCCAGCAGCCUGGUGGUGGUGGUGAGCUCCUCCAUGCCUCGCCGCAUGAACGUCUACCACUUCAAGAAGGGAACUGAGAUCUGCAACUACAGCUACUCCAACAACAUCCUGGCAGUCCGCCUCAACAGACAGAGGUUGGUGGUGUGUCUGGAAGAGUCUGUCUACAUCCACAACAUAAAAGACAUGAAGCUGCUGAAGACCCUGCUCAACACACCAUCCAACCCCUCAGGCCUGUGUGCUCUCUCCAUCAACCAUUCCAACUCUUACCUGGCCUACCCCGGCAGUUCCACCAUCGGAGAGAUUAUAGUCUACGAUGCCAACAACCUGAGCACGGUGACGAUGAUCCCUGCCCACGACAGCCCUCUGGCCGCUCUCACCUUCAACGCCUCAGGAACCAAGCUGGCCAGCGCCUCGGAGAGGGGCACUGUCAUCAGAGUGUUCUCCAUCCCCGAGGGCCUGCGUCUGUUUGAGUUCCGUCGAGGGAUGAAGAGGUACGUGAACAUCAGCUCCCUGUCCUUCAGCCCUGAUGCUCAGUUCCUCUGCGCUUCCAGCAACACAGAGACGGUGCACAUCUUCAAACUGGAGCAGCACGGGGCGAGCGGAGAGGAGGAGGCCCCGACCUGGUCGGCGUACGUGGGGAAGAUGUUCUCCGCCGCAAGCAGCUACCUGCCGGCCCAGGUGUCGGGGAUGAUGAGUCAGGACCGAGCCUUCGCCACCGUGCGCCUCCUGGUGUCCGGACAGAGGAACGUCUGCACGCUCGCCACGAUCCAGAAACUUCCACGGCUGCUGGUGGCCUCUGCAGAAGGCCAGCUCUUCAUCUACAACGUGGACCCUCAGGACGGGGGCGAAUGUGUGCUGGCCCACAAACACAGACUGUUUGGUGUCGAUGAGGACUGUGAGGAGGAGGAGGGUCGGUCUGAGGUAGCGAUGCCUGCCCAGGCCUGUCCCUCUUACGCUGCCACUGUUGCCAUACCAACCACUGCGCCGGUCACUGCCACACUUACAGGGUACUCUGAAGACGGCGGGGCCAGGAAGGGGGAGGUCAUCCCGGAGCACGAGUUCGCCGCUGGGCCUGUCUGUCUGGACGACGAGAACGAGUUUCCUCCUAUAAAUUGGUGCCGUGACGGAACUCGAGGUGGCCAGGGGAGGCGUUCGUGAGUGGGUAUAAGGACAGGCGGACAGACAGACAGGUGGACACGCAGGUGUGGAGCGGCGGGUGACCACACGCACACACACACCUGGAGAGAGAGGAUCCGCAAGGCAUGAGCCAGGACAAAAAUAAUAAAUGAAUCAAAUCUGGGUGCUAAAUUUACUUUUCAUUUAGUAAGAGUAGAGGCUAAUAAUAAUCAUGAGGAGGACGUUUCGGUUUCAAAUGUCAGUUCCUAAUUUCAAAGGGGACACGUUUGUUACCCAGGGACUGUGACAGGUUUGUUUUAUAUCAUGAGCGUAUGAGGUGCAUGCCUGGACAGAACUAUAACCUUCUUUUUUUUAAUACAUUCAUACAUUACUUGAGAUAUUUUAUUAAGUUGUACAGUACUGUGAUAACAUCAUGAUUUUGAUUAUGUUCAUUAUUAACAUUAUGGUAUUUAACUGAAAGAUAAGGACUUUUUUUUUAACCCUUUUUACUAUGUUUCUUUUGAAUCUGUAUUUUGCUGUAAUGAUACGCAUAUUCAAUGUUUUUGUAUGUGCCUAUGAUAUAGUUUGUGCGUUUGUGGAUUGCACAAGGCCCCAAAAAAACAACACACAAACAAAACAAAGAAAUAAAGUAGACUAGAAAUGCAAUUA